UCCACACCAAGCCGCUCGUGAAUUUCUAGAACUUAGCUCCUUCUUUCCCCCGGCGUGGAACUGGCCGUAAAGCUGUGGCCAAACUUCGAAGACGUUCAAAGCCGGGGGGGCAGCGGGGACAAUUUCGGCCCCGCUCUCACCGGCUUUCUUUCCUAUCGGUCCGGACACCAACUGUGCGGCAGCCCACCGACCUCGGUGGCAGCUUUCCAACCAUCAGGAUCUUCGUGCACCCCGUUCUCAGCGGGCCAGAGUGCCCCAUCCGGCGGCAUGGCCUACCUCAAGUCAUCGCCUUACUCCGUCAACGGCAUCGGGCUACCUUCGCCUGGUGUCGAUCUGCUCCACCCCACGGUCGGAUAUCCGGGGCAAUUGUGUAGGGAGCUGAGUGACAAAAAUAUCGUUCGCGAUAGUGUUUGGCCGAAAAGUUGUAAAUACUUCAUGUGGACGAAAGAUCAGGCGCCCUGUUCGGUCAACUAUGGAGGACAGUUUCAUUCAGCCCCUGCUCCACCCCCUAGAAAGCAAAGGAGGGAACGGACGACCUUCACGAGAGCCCAACUUGAUGUUCUGGAAUCCCUCUUCAGCAAAACUCGUUAUCCUGAUAUAUUCAUGCGAGAAGAAGUAGCGCUCAAGAUCAACUUGCCGGAAUCAAGAGUUCAGGUUUGGUUUAAGAACCGUCGAGCCAAAUGUCGACAACAGCAGCAACAGCAGAAUGGCGGUAGCAGCAAAAGUCGACCGAAAAAAGCGAAAAGUCCACCAUCUUCGUCGACGCCGCCUUCUUCAAGAGGUGAAUCCCCAUACAAACCUCCGUCGCUGCCACCGCCGCACUCGUCCUCGACAUCAUCUUCAGCCGGUGGACCACCGGUCACCUCCAAUACUAACUCCAGUAGUAUCUGGAGUCCGGCCACCAUCAGCCCCGUUGCUGCGGAAUUGAUGGGAGCUAACAGUUGCAUGCAACGCUCCUAUCAAAUGGCAGCCAAUACACCUCCCAGUUGUUAUUCGCAGUCGUACGGACCCACCUCCUAUCACUAUGGCAACAUGAACAUGGACUAUUUGCCACCACCUAUGCCGGUCACAACCAUGACAUCUCCACAGAUGAGUGCUCCUGCCAUGACAGGGACUCACAUGGGUGGCCUGGCUUCUUCGGCGGCUCACCAGACUCUAAGUUCCAGGACGCCUCCCAUAAACGGCAGUCUACCACCCCCUGGAAGUACAGAUUGCCUCGAGUACAGCAGCGAUAAGUCUGCGGCUUGGAAGUUUCAGAUGCUCUGAAGAACAUCGGCCAUAGUCACUGAACUGCUUUUUCGGGCCCCAGGAGGAAAGAAAAACAAAAUUGCUGCUUUCUUUUCCUCUAAGCGGGCCCAUGUCCUGACACCAGAGGUACAGACGGGCAAGACCCUCACCUGUUUUCAUCAAAACUGACCGGCACACUUCUACUCCCAUGAGGAUGGUUAUUCUUCGCAAAGUAUGCAGUCCUACAUUUAAACAGUCUGCAGAUUUGGCAAACAAUGUUUUGUACAUAAAAUAUAACACACAGGCUCUUUUGAUGAUAUUAUUUAUGAUCAUUCCCAAACAAAUUUUGCGGAUGGAGACGAUCAUCUCUCUUUCUUUGUCUGGUCCAGAGGAUGCCGGGGCCGUUUUUGGUUUAAAUUUCUUUCUAGAAUGUAGCAAUAUCAUGCGGCAUGGACAACAAAUUGUAACCUUCACCAGUUGCAUUUCAUUGUAAAACUGAUCAACAAUUUCAGCAGUUGUAUUUAAUACUUUUAUGUCUUAAUAUUUCCUUAAACUUCAUUUUUUGUUGCUUUUGAGUAUAAAAGUGUAUAGUUUUAUUUUCGUAAAGCAAAACACUAACUAAUUUCCAAAAAAAAAUUGCAUGCUGAAUUUAAACCUUGAAUAAGAAACUGAAUUUUGGGUUUUUAUUUUUUUAGUAAAGUUUUUUUGAAACUAAGCCUGAUUUCAUUAUGAAACCAUUUAUAUAAUCUAGGGCUAAAAUCAAAUGAAAUCUUUAUUUAAAACAAUCUUUAUUUAAACGAUAUAAUUAUCCACUUUAAAAAUUUAUAGAAAAUUGGACGAAACCGGCAAAGUAUCCGUUAAAGUAACUGUACCAAUCUAAGUUGAAUCAGAAGGUUUGUAUAUAUAUUAUAUUAGUUGAGAAGUUUCACUGAAGUACAGAAGGGAAGAAUUCGGAACCUUCUAUUUUUAUGUAAAUUAUGCCAAACCUUCGAAUUCAGGAAAUUUCGUAUCAUAGAAAAGUGCUUAAACGGUAAGUGGAAACUUUGUAAAGCUAACUUUUUGUGACUUAAUAAUUUCUCUAUAGGGACUACGGGAAGAAAGGAAUUUUUGUUUUUGUUUUGUACGGCUUUUUUUUUUCUUUUGUUGGUUGUUUAUCUGGAAGCUCCCAAGGUCAUAAUGGAUUUCAGAGGUACGUAUUCCGAUGGUAAAAUACAGAUGAUUACGUAGAGGGAAUUCGUACCAGCUGUAACAUUUUUAUACAAUUAAUCUUGCCUGCCCCAAUAUAAUGUUCAGUAUUAUUCAAACGUUUUUGUGAAUUUCUUAUAAAGAAAAACGUAAAAGCGUAACCUUAUUCACAUUUUUUCCCUUUUUUUACCAGUUGCACUAUUUAUUGCUUAUUUCUAAAAUAUGUACUAAUAUUUUCUUUCCAAUCAUCGCAUGUAUAAAAGAAUUUUAAAUACAAAUUGGGUAAAUAUUUAUUUUCUCCUAAGAAAUAAUUUGGAUACAACCAACUACAUGUCUAAGAUACCAGCUUGUACAUAGCAGGCAAUUUUGUUUAUUUUGUGUUUGUGCGUAUAUGUAAAGUAUUUAGAUGAAUAGGGUAUAACCGUUGUCAUUUCCUAAUCGGCGUUCCCUUAUGUCAAUGUUAAUCUACUCGUUCCAAUUAGGCAGCACUGGUUGAUUUCACAUCUCUUUCAUUGGUCCAGGUAUGGAGGAUUUAUCCUGAAUUGAACAGGAAGGGUCGAGAACUUAAAGAACAAAUUCACCAGGUUAUUUGGGUUUUUAUUUUAAAAAAUUAGGUCAAAAUUAUUGGAUGCGUGCAUUGGUGAAAAGAUGGUGCUGCUUUGUGACUCGGAAAACAUGUAAUCAACUCGCCUACAGAAAUCCAAACAGACAGAAAUAUAAUUUUGGAUUGACUUUGUCAACAUUAAUUUUCUUUUACAUACCUACUAUACCUAUAUCAGAAAUAUUAACUCAUAGUUUCCCUAUACAAUGAAUAAUUUACAAAUCAACCAAAUAUUUUUAUUCUUGUUUACAAAUCAAAGAGAUUUUUGGAUUUUGUAAGAGACAUUUCAUCGCUAUAGAAGCAACAUGCUUACCAAGUGCCUUACUAGGCACUAUUUCUCUGCCAUUUGAAGUCAUGCGGUUUCAUAUGUGUUUCGAUAACGAACGAAUUCAUCUUCAGCAAAAGACUAUGAUCUACUAUUUGGUGAAAAUAUUUCAUUUGGAAUCAUAAAAGAUUUUCGCCUCGACUCUUUUUUCUAGCAUUUUACAUAAAGCCAGAAUCUCUUUAAAAAAAUAAGAUAAAAUAUGUUACAAAAAGUAAAGAUUACUUCAGUUGCCUUUAGUAUGAUAGUAAAACUUCAGAUCACUGUUCAAUUUUUGCAGCCUAAACUUAUUAUUUCAUAAUUUGAGAAAUCAAUAAUGUUUUACAUUUAAGAAUUGAUCAUUAAAUUUGAACAGAGCUGCUAAAUAAAGUAUUUAUUAGCCAUCCGGCCUAUACGGACAUCAUGUUGCUGUCAUGGAUAUCAUGUUUCGCCAUUGUAAUUUUGUCCAAGAUAUUGUAGUUUCUGGGCCAUCUCAUAAAAAUAUGAAUCGAUUCUGUUAGCUGUCACGAUCAUCCUGUUUUAUUUAUUUUUAUUCAUUUAUCAGACUGCUUUCUCUUGCCGUUUUUGCUAGCUGUAUUGAUCUGAGAGUAGAGUGGGCAUUGUUGGGUCUUGCCCCCAAAAGGCAGUGGCUGGAACACUGCUGGUUUUUAAAAAAAAUCUCUGAAGAUUGUUGUUUGAGGACUGUUGUAUAUAAAUUUUCCGACGUUUUUGAAGUCAUCCUUGUACAGAUUUUUUUUUAUGUAUUGUAUAGUAAAAAUCUAUGAAGCUUCCGGUGAGCGGAGGAAUUGAAAAAGAGUAGCAAUAUAUGAAGAAAAAUGCAUGAAAAAGAAACAUGACUUCAUAUAUCAAAUAUGAUAAUACUGAUGAUAUUUAACGAAAAUAAAUUAUGCAAUUCGGGCUUUGGAAGAAAUGAAUGUUGAACUCUAAAUCAAAAUAUUCAUUGAAAAAUGCAACAAUAUAGACUCGUUUAAAAAGUCUGAAGCUUAUGAUUUGACCUCCUAGCUCAUCAUGCUCUUUUUCAAACUUGUGUAUAAAAAAAUGUAACAUAAUAUUGAAAUAAAGGACAAAAGAGAGCACACUACCUUGAACGAUUUUGGAAGAAGCGUAACCAAUACACAAAUAAUGUGUUUAAACGAUUUCAACUCAAACUUUACUAAAAUUAUUUCUUGCUUAACUGAAGCAUUGACUUAAUUUUCAAGAUCAGAAAAAAUAUUAUGAUUCAUACAUAAUUAAUAUUCUGAAAUUUCCGAUUUGCAUUUGAAAAAUCUUGAUUUCUUUAUGAAACAUCAAUUUACAUUUAUUAAUGAAUCAUCUCAAACGUAUUAAUCCUUAGUUUUUGUUCUUAAACGAGAAAACAAAAUUUGAUUCAUAGAUCUGCAUGAAAAAUAUCAAGCCAAUUUUGAAGUUUUCAGUUAUAAAGAUUAAAUACUUUUCAUGAAGAACAUCUCACUGAAGUAAGUAUGUUUUAUUUUGUAUGGAAAAACUUAUGAUCGGAGAAGAGAGCGGAUAUGCAAGUAGGUAUUUGAGAUUCGAAAGUAUUUAUUUUAUUUCCGAUUCCAGUUCAAAAGCAGCGCCAUCAAUUCAUGUUCUGGCUGUCUUGAAAUAACGUAAGUUCUCCUGCUCUUAAAUCUUCCAUGCCAUCAGAAAACAGUUUGUGGGUUCAAUAGAAAAAGAUCGUAAUUUGAGAACUUUGAAGGAAGAUGAUAGAACAAGUUUUCACCACCUUUCGCAAAUAGAACUUGAUUUUAAUUUAAAAUCUAUUAAAGAUUCUCAGCUCCUUUAAAUUUCCUGAUAUUUUGCAAUUCCAAGCCCUAAAAUAGGAUGCCUAAAAUUGGUUAAAAUAAUGUAUAUCUCAAUAAAUAAAGAUAUAUUUAAUAAAAUAUUUUAGAAUGGGAAGGGGUAGAUUAAUUGAACUAAAGUUAGAAAAGUGAAAAUUAAUGGAACACAGCAUGAUCACAUAUUCAGUAUUAAAAAACAGUAUAGGGCAAAAGAUUUAAAUGUAAUAAUUUCUGAAAAAAGAAAGAUUUUAUAAAUGAAAGUUUUUAUUUUAAUAUAUUAUGUCAGUCAAUUUUUUUAAAAAAAAUGAAUUUACAAGAUAUAAAUCAUGUUGGAACUUCUGGAAUAUAUAACAUUAAGA
Messenger RNA from Argiope bruennichi, 5472 nucleotides. RefSeq names its product homeobox protein OTX2-B-like. The record is from RefSeq and is a predicted model, not a curated record. Gene Ontology annotation, molecular function: DNA-binding transcription factor activity, RNA polymerase II-specific; RNA polymerase II cis-regulatory region sequence-specific DNA binding. Lineage: Eukaryota; Metazoa; Arthropoda; Arachnida; Araneae; Araneidae. Bases 268 to 1266 code for a protein of 332 amino acids. Gene Ontology annotation, biological process: regulation of transcription by RNA polymerase II. The transcript is spliced from 4 exons. Gene Ontology annotation, cellular component: nucleus.